Paramecium sonneborni is the source of this 1478-nucleotide messenger RNA. NCBI's taxonomy places the organism in Eukaryota, Ciliophora, Oligohymenophorea, Peniculida, Parameciidae. The record is from the annotation of a GenBank genome assembly.
AUGAAUUAAUCUAUAGGUGAAAACUAACAAUCUUAGCCAUCAAUAAAUUAUGUAAAUGUGAAAUAUUCUUUUAAAUGUUUACGUCGACAUCUUUUUAAAGAUAAAGUUUAUCAUGUCCAUGCACUUCAAAAUAUGAUUACUAUUGGAGAGGUACACUUAUAAAGUUGAAAUUAGUAAUUUAAUGAUCCUAAUCCUAAAUACAAGUUAGAAUUGAAUCUAAAGAAUACUGUUUAUUGGAAAUAAGAGCAUGGACAAAAUAGAGCUUUCGGAAUUAAAUAUAAGUAAUUAAUCUUUUUUAAACUUAUAUUUACAAAGAAAGAAUGUCAAGUAUUUUGAAGCUGCAUCUGAAUAAUUAAAUAAAUUUCGUUAGGCAAUCAGUUGUUUAAUAGGGUUCCAUUCACUUGAUGAACAUUAUAAAUUAGAAAAAGUCAUUGGAUAAGGUUCAUUCUCUAAAGUUCAUAAAGUUUAUAGAUUACAUGAUGAUAAACCUUUUGCAAUGAAGUAAGUUUCAAGUAAGUAAAAGAAUGAUAAAGAAAAUAUGGUAUUUAAUAUUUUUAUCCUAUUCAGUAAUUAUUGGAAAACGAAAUUGGAAUUUUGAAUUCAAUAAACAAUGAAUCUAUUCUUAAAAUCUUUGAAGUUUAUAGAAUUGAAGAACAUUAAUAUGGUAUAAUUGUUGAAUUUGUUGAUGGUGUAUGUUUAGCAACUCUUAUUGAAUAACUCAAAAAACAUCAAACUAAACUUAAAGAAUAUGAUAUCAAAGUUAUGUUGUAAGCAAUACUUAAAGCUUUGGUUGUAAUACAUUAAGAAUAAGUUAUUCAUAGAGAUAUUAAACCUUAAAAUAUUAUGAUUUCUUUAUCUUCAUUUAGAAAUAUCAAAAUUAUUGAUUUUGGUUUGAGCAUUAAAAAUUAAUUAUAAUAUAAUAGAUGUGGAACACCUGGUUAUAUGGCACCUGAAAUUGUUAAUAUGAAAAAAGAUUAAUAAAAAGCUUGGACAUCUCUUUGUGAUAUUUUUAGUCUAGGUGUUGUCUUUUUUAAAUUGUAUUCAUUUAUUAUUUAUUUAGACUAUCAAAAGGUAUUAGUUGUUUUUAAGGAUAAACAUCUGAUUAAGUUUUAGCAAAUAAUAAAAAAUGUUAAAUAGAUUGGACUAUUGUACAAUAAUAUAAUUAUUCUAAAAAUUGCAUUGUAAAUUAUAUGAUAAUUUAAAAGUCUUUGUUAAAAUCAUUAUUAGCCAAAGAUCCUGAAGAGAGAAUUACUGCUUAUUAAGCACUUUAACAUCCAUUCUUUGCUGAUUUACCUCCAGUUUUAGCAACAGAUUUUGUAGGAAAUUCUAUGACAUUUAGAUCAAAAUGCAUUAUGAAUUAAACUAUAGAUAAACAAAAUCUCGAUUCUGUAACUAGUUUGAAUGAUUAUACAGGAGUUUAAAAAUAGCAAAUUUAUAUUACAGAUCUAAAACCAUCAAGGAUUAGUAGAAGAAUAUGA